Boleophthalmus pectinirostris (great blue-spotted mudskipper) is the source of this 656-nucleotide messenger RNA. RefSeq names its product cilia- and flagella-associated protein 70-like. The record is from RefSeq and is a predicted model, not a curated record. The coding region runs from base 1 to 516 and encodes 171 amino acids. Gene Ontology annotation, molecular function: protein binding. Gene Ontology annotation, biological process: cilium movement; cilium assembly. The transcript is spliced from 7 exons. Gene Ontology annotation, cellular component: motile cilium; extracellular exosome. NCBI's taxonomy places the organism in Eukaryota, Metazoa, Chordata, Actinopteri, Gobiiformes, Gobiidae.
AUGAUUGUAUCAAAUGCUGAGGCCUGGGCUCUGAAGGGCCACUGUCUCUUCCUGCAGGGCUCCCUCAGCUCUGCUAAGGACAGUUAUGAGUGUAGUCUGAGCUUCCAGCCGCCUCCACAGAACCCUCACCUGGUGCUGCUCAGGCUGGGGGACAUCUGCCAGCAGGAGGGACAGUUUGAACAAGCCAAACUGGUCCAUCUGCAAGCCUGUGAGCAGUCCCCAUCCUGCCUCACCUGGCUUGGGCUGGGAGCUGCCUGUUACCGGUUGGAGGAGCUGAGCCUGGCUGAAGCUGCCCUGACUGAAGCCAACCACCUGAACAACCAGAAUGCACAAGUGUGGGCCUACCUCUCCUUCAUCGCUCUCAAGUCUGGCAGGAUUAAAGAAGCAGAGCAGUUUUAUAAAUACGCAGUGAAGUUUAAACUCCACAAUGAAGAGCUCAUCAGAGAGUAUACACAAAUACACGACCAGGCGCGCUUCAGCUACCUGGACGACUGCUUUAAAGGAGCUGCCAUUUAACAAACCUGCUGCUGGUUAUUAAAGAAGGAGCCCUGCUGUCUGAUACGAGAGAAGAUGUCCUGGAGCCAGGGGGAAUCUUCAUAGAGCCGUGGGUCUCCCAGACACUCCGCCGUGCGCUUGUAGAAAUAGUAGUAGAGCAC